AUGAAAAUGGCAGCACGCACCACCAAGCAAUUAAUCCUGGCUAACAAGCCGGCCGGUAUGCCUGUGCUCUCCGGCCCGGACGCGACCUUCAAGCUCCAGACCGUAACCCUCCCGGAACUGAAGGAGGGCGAGAUUGUAAAUAACCCCGAUUCUUACCUCGAGCACAAUACUUACCUGGAAUUCUAUAGUUGUGCAAGGUGCAUGCCUUCUCAAACGAUGCAGGCCAACGCGGAUUUAUCCAGAGCACAGUUUCCGAUGAGCGGCUCUAUGUCCCACCUGUUCACGUCGGCACGCCGUGAGUUUACUUUCCCUGGCCUUCGUCACUCCAACAUACUGAAUUCACGGGCCGUGUUGACACGACGUAGCAUGCGUUCCGGGGUCAUCGCCGAGGUGCUGGAAUCCAAGUCCCCCAAGAUCAAAGCCGGUGACAUGGUCAUGGAUUAUCACCGCGGCAUCUGGAGUGAACUUCUCAUUCUGAGCGACCAGGAGUGUCAAUUGCUCGCACCCCUCCCAAAUGGAUUGCCCUUGACACAUUACCUGGGCACCUUCGGUGGCUCUGGCCUCACAUCCUACACCGGCUUGUUGUACGCUGGAGGUGCUAAGCGCGACUCCGACCAGACAGUUGUCGUCUCAGCAGCUGGCGGUGCUACAGGCUCCAUGGUUGUGCAAAUUGCAGCCAAGAUACUAAAGGUUAAGCGCGUUAUAGGUAUUGCAGGCUCAGAUGAAAAGUGCGAGUGGGUCAAGAAGAUUGGUGCUCACGAUUGCCUCAACUACAAGAGCCCAACCUUCCUGGAGGAUCUCAAAGCCGCCACGCCGGAUGAAGUUGACAUCUACUAUGACAAUGUGGGCGGUGCCAUUCUGGAUGCCAUGCUGCCGCGCAUGAAGCGCCUCGGCAAGGGCACCAUUGCCGUUUGUGGUGCUAUUGCUCAGUACAACGCCGAUGGAAAACCCAUGGAGCUGCACAACUGGUGCGAGGUCUUCUCUGCAAGAAUUAACAUCAAGGGGUUUAUCAUGUUCGACUUUAUGGAGCACGUUCCCGCCGCUCUGCAAGAGCUGAUUGCUGCCGCUGCUGAUGGAAGGUUAGACUUGUCAGACGCCGAAACAGUAGUGCAAGGCACUCUUGAGCAGCAGCCUGAGAUCUGGACACGCCUAUACACCGGCGAUAACAAGGGAAAGCUGGUUACUAAGCUUGUCGCCUAG
Neoarthrinium moseri is the source of this 1200-nucleotide messenger RNA. RefSeq lists its product as uncharacterized. The record is from RefSeq and is a predicted model, not a curated record. The transcript has a single exon. Bases 1 to 1200 code for a protein of 399 amino acids. Gene Ontology annotation, molecular function: oxidoreductase activity, acting on the CH-CH group of donors, NAD or NADP as acceptor. NCBI's taxonomy places the organism in Eukaryota, Fungi, Ascomycota, Sordariomycetes, Amphisphaeriales, Apiosporaceae.